Diachasma alloeum is the source of this 4500-nucleotide messenger RNA. It is a transcript of the gene Duox, whose product is annotated as dual oxidase. Gene Ontology annotation, biological process: response to oxidative stress; superoxide anion generation; defense response. The transcript is spliced from 13 exons. Gene Ontology annotation, cellular component: NADPH oxidase complex; plasma membrane. Lineage: Eukaryota; Metazoa; Arthropoda; Insecta; Hymenoptera; Braconidae. Gene Ontology annotation, molecular function: calcium ion binding; heme binding; peroxidase activity. The record is from RefSeq and is a predicted model, not a curated record. The coding region runs from base 1 to 4500 and encodes 1499 amino acids.
AUGGUCAAGGGAUUACAUUACUCACAUGCCUAUGGGAGAUAUACCGACAAGCAGAGGUACGACGGGUGGUACAAUAAUCUGGCGCAUCCGGAUUGGGGAUCUGUUGAAAGCAGGUUGAUUCGAAAAGUGCCCGCUGCUUAUUCAGACGGGGUUUACAUGAUGGCGGGGCAGGACAGGGCAUCCCCGAGGAAAUUGAGUGAUUUGUUCAUGCGAGGGGCCGAUGGAAUUGCCUCUGUAAAGAACAAAACAGCUCUAUUCGCCUUUUUCGGGCAACUUGUAACCGCUGAAAUAGUGAUGGCGAGUGAGAGUGGAUGUCCCCUGGAGCUUCAUCGAAUAGACGUAGAGAAAUGCGAUAGAAUGUUCGAUAGAGACUGCCAGGGGAGCAAGUACAUCCCGUUCUUGCGGGCUGAUUACGACAGGAAGACUGGCCACAGUCCCAAUAGCCCUCGGGAACAGCUGAACAAGGUGACCAGUUGGAUCGAUGGGAGCUUCGUUUACUCCAGCAGCGAGGCCUGGGCGAACACCAUGAGGUCCUUCGUAGACGGGAGCUUUCUCAUCGAACCGAUCAGGCAGUUUCCAGUCAGGAAUACCAUGAGGGCUCCGCUCUUUAAUCAUGCCGUGCCCAGCGUUAUGAGGACUAUGCUGAGUCCUGAGAGACUUUUUCUUCUGGGCGAUCCUCGAUCCAACCAGCAUCCAGCCCUCCUAGCCUUCGGGAUAAUUUUCUACCGCUGGCACAACGUGAUGGCAUCGAGAGUUAAAGCUCAGAACCCAGAAAUGUCGGACGAGGAAGUCUUCCAGAGAGCGAGAAGAAUCGUUGUGGGAACGAUUCAGAACAUAAUAAUGUACGAGUACCUCCCAGAACUCCUGGGGGAGCAGCUGCCGGAGUACACUGGCUACAAGCCAGACCUGCACCCAGGCAUUUCCCACAUGUUCCAGAGUGCGGCCUUUCGGUUUGGCCACACGAUGAUCCCCCCCGGGAUCUACCGGAGGGACGAGAACUGCAACUUCAGGCCAACUCGGAGCAGCAAACCCGCCAUUCGCUUGUGCACCACUUGGUGGAACUCCAAUCAAGUUCUAUCCAAUUCCACGGUUGAGGAGUUGAUGAUGGGGAUGGGGUCGCAGCUGGCAGAGAGAGAGGACAAUCUGCUGAGCAACGACAUCAGGAAUAAUUUGUUCGGCCCUCUGGAGUUCUCCAGACGGGACCUGGGGGCCCUCAACAUCAUGAGGGGACGGGACAACGGCCUUCCGGACUACAACACCGCGAGGGUUCACUUCAAAUUGCCCAGACGGACCUCUUGGAACGAAAUCAAUCCCGAACUCUUCAACAAGAACCCAGAGUUGCUGAGAAAUCUCAUGGAGAUUCACUCUAAUAAUCUGGACAACAUAGACGUUUACGUCGGGGGAAUGCUAGAGUCCACGGACGGACCCGGGGAAUUAUUCUCAGCCGUCAUCAGAGAGCAAUUCCUGAGACUGAGGGACUCGGACCGCUUCUGGUUCGAAAACGCCGACAACGGGAUCUUCACGAAGAGCGAGAUAGAGGAGAUUAAGAGGGUGAGACUGUGGGACGUCAUCGUGAACUCCACGAAUAUAAGCGAGGCUGGGAUUCAGAGGAAUGUCUUCGUUUGGAGGGAGGGGGAUCCCUGCCCCCAGCCUGACCAGCUCACUGGGGAGAUGCUGGACCCUUGCGUUCCUCUCAGGAGAUACGACUAUUUCGAGGGAAGCGAGCUGGCUUACAUUUACGCCUGUGUCUGCCUAGGUUUCAUACCGAUUUUAUGCGCGGGAGCCGGAUAUGGCCUCGUCAAGCUGCAGAAUCGCCGCAGACGACGUUUGAAAAUCGUUCAGGAGGCGAUUAAAAAGCGAAGUGGCGCUGGCAAUGUUACGUCGGCAAAUGUACACGGAAGAAUAUCCGUCGACAAGAUGAUUGUCAGAGAGUGGCUGCACGCUAAUCACAAGCGUUUGGUCAAAGUGAAAUUUGGCCCGGAGGCCGCACUUCACAUUGUCGAUAGGAAGGGGGAAAACUUGAGGACUUUUGAUUUUGGGGGGGUCAAUGUUGUCGGUGUUGAGGAGUCACAGGGGGGUGAUAAUGGGAAGGCACUGAUUCUCCUCAGAAUUCCACGCGAUUACGAUCUCGUCCUUGAGCUAGAUUCGCUCAGCUCUCGUGCCAAGUUUAUCGCUAAAUUGGAGACGUUUCUCACUUCUCACAAGAAGCAUUUGUCGAUUGUGCAGACAAAUCGUGACAUUAUGAUUGCUAAGGCGGAAACUAAGGAGAGAAGGCAGAAAAAAUUGGAGCAAUUCUUCCGAGAGGCUUAUGCUCUCACGUUCGGACUGAGGCCGGGGGAGAGGAGGCGGAGGCGAUCCGAGGAGAGCGACGGGGGUGAAGUCGUCACUGUCAUGAGGACUUCUUUGUCGAAGAGCGAAUUUGCGAGUGCUUUGGGCAUGCGGCCCGACGCCGUCUUCGUUAAGAAGAUGUUUAAUAUUGUUGAUAAGGAUGGAGAUGGGAGGAUAUCGUUUCAGGAAUUUUUGGACACAGUAUUACUAUUUUCCCGAGGAAAAACCGAGGAUAAGUUGCGAAUUAUCUUCGACAUGUGCGACAAAGACAGCAACGGAGUUAUUGAUAAAGAGGAGCUCUCAGAAAUGCUGCGCUCAUUAGUGGAAAUAGCGAGGACUACCUCACUCUCAGACGAUCACGUAACUGAACUAAUCGAUGGAAUGUUCCAGGACGCAGGAUUGGAGCGCAAAGAUUACCUCACGUACAAUGAUUUCAAGCUCAUGAUGAAUGAGUACAAGGGGGAUUUCGUGGCCAUCGGAUUGGACUGCAAAGGAGCGAAACAGAAUUUUCUCGACACCUCGACUAAUGUCGCCAGAAUGACGACUUUUCAUAUCGAGCAGUUGCCCCCGGAGGCGACCAAGAGCUGGGCGCGGAAGCAGUGGGACGGGGUGUCGACGUUCUUGGAGGAGAAUAGACAAAAUAUAUUCUACUUAUUCAUCUUUUACGUGAUUACCAUUGCCCUCUUCGUGGAGCGAUUCAUUCAUUAUUCCUUCAUGACGGAGCACGUGGACCUUCGUCACAUAAUGGGGGUAGGGAUAGCCAUAACUCGGGGCUCCGCGGCUGCCCUCUCCUUCUGCUAUAGUCUGCUACUACUCACGAUGUCUCGAAAUUUGCUGACUAAACUCAAAGAGUUUUCCAUCCAGCAGUACAUUCCCCUGGACUCUCACAUUCAAUUUCACAAGAUAGCCGCCUGCACGGCCCUCUUCUUCUCGAUUCUGCACACUCUGGGCCACAUGGUGAACUUCUACCACGUGUCCACCCAACCGGUGUCUCACCUGAGGUGCCUCACGAGCGAGAUGAGCUUCCCGAGCGACGCCAGGCUCACCAUUUCAUUCUGGCUGUUCCAAACUGUUACAGGGAUCACCGGAAUACUUCUCGUUAUUGUGAUGACGAUUAUCUUCGUGUUUGCGCAUCCCACCAUCAGACAGAAGGCUUACAAAUUCUUCUGGUCGACUCACAGCCUUUACAUCGCUCUUUACGCCCUGUGUCUUAUUCACGGACUCGCUAGACUCACCGGGGAACCGAGGUUCUGGAUGUUCUUCAUUGGACCUGCCAUCAUAUACUCCCUCGAUAAAGUCGUUAGCCUCAGAACGAAAUACAUGUCAUUGGACAUAAUAGAAACGGAACUUCUCCCUUCAGACGUGAUAAAAAUAAAGUUCUACCGCCCACCGAAUUUAAAGUAUCUCUCGGGCCAGUGGAUUCGGCUGGCGUGCACGGCGUUCAAAUCCAAUGAGUUUCACUCGUUCACACUCACAUCAGCGCCGCACGAGAAUUUUCUCUCCUGCCACAUCAAGGCCCAGGGGCCCUGGACCUGGAAACUCCGGAAUUAUUUCGAUCCUUGCAAUUACAGUCCCGAGCAUGAGCACCCGAAAAUCAGGAUCGAGGGUCCUUUCGGCGGGGGAAAUCAGGACUGGUACAAGUUCGAAGUUGCUGUUAUGGUCGGAGGAGGAAUCGGCGUCACUCCUUACGCUUCUAUGCUCAAUGAUCUUGUUUUUGGGACUUCUACGAAUAGAUAUUCAGGGGUCGCCUGCAAGAAGGUGUAUUUCCUCUGGAUCUGCCCCUCCCACAAGCACUUCGAGUGGUUCAUAGACGUCCUGAGAGACGUAGAACGAAAGGAUGUGACAGAUGUACUCGAAAUCCACAUAUUCAUCACUCAAUUCUUCCACAAGUUUGAUCUCCGGACAACGAUGCUCUAUAUCUGUGAGAAUCACUUUCAAAGGCUGUCGAAAAAGAGUAUAUUCACGGGGCUCAAAGCUAUUAAUCACUUUGGUCGUCCAGACAUGACGUCAUUCUUGAAAUUUGUACAGAAGAAACACAGUUAUGUUAGUAAAAUAGGUGUCUUCAGCUGUGGACCGAGACCUCUGACUAAGAGCGUUAUGUCCGCCUGUGAUCAGGUCAACAAGGGUCGCAGGCUGCCAUAUUUCAUCCAUCAUUUCGAGAAUUUUGGAUGA